Messenger RNA from Anopheles nili, 1601 nucleotides. RefSeq lists its product as uncharacterized. The transcript is spliced from 2 exons. The record is from RefSeq and is a predicted model, not a curated record. NCBI's taxonomy places the organism in Eukaryota, Metazoa, Arthropoda, Insecta, Diptera, Culicidae. Gene Ontology annotation, molecular function: protein binding. The coding region runs from base 7 to 1527 and encodes 506 amino acids.
UCCAGGAUGGUGUUGUUACGCGCGUCUCAGCUAGCGAUCGUAUUGAUUUGCAUCGGUGCCUUCGCGCUCGGGGAGAUCCACGAGGUGAAGCAGAUAACCGCGCACAAGUACAAGAUUGAAAAGGUGACGGACAGCAGCCUGAGACAGGCACUGAAAAGUAUCAGCCACACGAACGUGAAGGAGCUCGAUCUGAGCGGCAAUCUGCUGAGUGUGAUAAACGCACACGAUUUUGCUCCACUCACGAAUCUAGAGCAGCUAAACUUGUCCUCGAAUGUGUUUUCUGGGAGCGUUGAUUUGCAACCGCUGCCGAAGGUGCGGACCAUCGAUCUGAACAACAACUUCAUCACCGAUGUGCUAGUUGGGGCGUCCGUCGAGAAUCUGUACGCAGUGAACAACAACAUUUCGCGGGUUGACUGUCAGGAAGCGGGUGAAAGCUCGAACCCCAAGAAGUUCUUCCUGGCGAACAACAAGCUCAGCUCGUUGCUCGAUCUGAGUGCCGCCUGCCGGGUGCGGGUCGAAACUUUGGACGCGAAAUUGAACGAAAUCGACACCCUGAACUUCGGGGACUUAGUCGGUUCGAGUGACACGCUGCGACACCUGAGCCUGGAGGAUAACUUCAUCUUCGACGUGAGCAACUAUCCAAAGGUGGAGUUCUCGCGGCUGGACACGUUGGAUCUUUCCUCGAACAAGCUUGCCCAAAUGAGCGUGGCGUUCCGAGCGGUGGCUGCUGCAAAGUCAAUCAAUUUAGCCAACAACAAGUUCGUGCUAAUCGGCAACAUUACGUUCUCGACCAGCGUCACCAAGUUCGAUUUGAGUGGUAACGGUUUCCAGUGCGAAACGCUGAAGAAGUUCUUCGAGAAGAACAAACACCUGCAAUCGUACACGAUGGUUUCAACGCGGGAGACAUGCACCGGCACGACCAGGCACCAGGGCCCGUACUGUUGCGAGGAUCUCUCGGCGCCGUACGCCGAUCGGCUCAUCAGCCUGAAGCAAAAGGAGCAAAGCCUCUACUAUGGCCGUGGCUCGGAGCAGAACCGGGUGGAGUGCGAGCGUGAAAAUCAGGCUCGCCAGGCGAAGAUGAAGUCGAUCAGGAACAAGUACCACGUCACGGUCAACGAGGCGACGUAUCGAGAACGGAAGAAGAUCAUGCUGAACCAAGAGAAGGCUGCCCUGGAACAGAAAUUGCCUUUGGUGUCGGGGAGAGUCGGUGAGAUAGAAAGUCUGGUGAGGGAAUCGGCCGAACAGCUGAACCUGACGACGGAGGGCCAAAACCCGCUGCAACUAAUGCGAGCGAUCGUGCAAACGUUUGAAGAUCUGCACGCGGACGAGCAGACUAUACAGGACCAAGCCAUCAAGGACUGGGAAAUGCACAAUCAAAAGGAUGCGCCAUUGUCCGAAGAAAACGCACGGCUUAAGAAGGCGGUCCAGGGGGUGGACGAGACGCUGCAGUCCACCAACAGCACGCUGUUGGAAUUAUCUGCCAAGGAGCAGCGUUUGUUGAAAAUUCUAAAGAUGGACGGCCAGUAGAGUGCGCCGUCGUCGAUUUGUUGAGCUUUCCCGUAAUAAACGCACACCUACGAAUCGGUGUUGAAGCUUAGCAA